This is a messenger RNA of Penicillium diatomitis, 222 nucleotides long. RefSeq lists its product as uncharacterized. NCBI's taxonomy places the organism in Eukaryota, Fungi, Ascomycota, Eurotiomycetes, Eurotiales, Aspergillaceae. The record is from RefSeq and is a predicted model, not a curated record. The coding region runs from base 1 to 222 and encodes 73 amino acids. The transcript is spliced from 2 exons. Gene Ontology annotation, molecular function: nucleic acid binding.
AUGGACAAUGCGUCCUUCCACCAUACUGAGCGGAUUGGGCAACUGUGUGCAGCUGCGGGAGUAAAACUGGUUUAUCUGCCACCUUACUUGCCUGACCUGAACCCUAUUGAAGAGUUCUUCGCCGAACUCAAGGGAUUCAUCAGACGGAACUGGAGCUACUUCGAAGACGAUCCUGAUCGAGAAUUUAACUCUUUUCUCCAAUGGUGCAUUGAUAUGCGCUAG